This is a messenger RNA of Schizophyllum commune H4-8, 380 nucleotides long. RefSeq lists its product as uncharacterized. The record is from RefSeq and is a predicted model, not a curated record. NCBI's taxonomy places the organism in Eukaryota, Fungi, Basidiomycota, Agaricomycetes, Agaricales, Schizophyllaceae. The coding region runs from base 10 to 261 and encodes 83 amino acids. The transcript is spliced from 2 exons.
UAUCGGUCGAUGUUGGGCAAUCUCUGCAACAAGUACCCCAUCCCAGGUCGCUAUCGCAGCUUCGGCGCUAUUGCCUUCCUGGACGAGGAACGCACUUUGGUCGACUACGUGAUCGCCCUGGUGGACCUCCGCUCCUCGAAGCCGAGUGAACGCCAACUUCCGACGCCGGAGGUCGUCGAGAUGAUUGCGGACGAGUUGGAAUUCGAGGGGCCAGCUCGCGAGCCGCGCUGGUACAAGCUGGCCGACUUGGAUUAUUAUUGAUGAUCGCUGACCACUGGGGAGUAUACCAAUCGGUGGACCUUGUGCUUGUGAACCGUCGCCGCGGCAUGGAUACCAUCUGCCAUCUGCGUGUAUGCCAGAGUGUAUCACCCACAUCCAUG